AUGGUGUUAUCAAACCUUCCGGAAGAGAUUCAGGUAGAUAUCUUUAUCAAGUUACCAGUUAAAUCCAUUUUAGCUUGUAGGUGUGUAUGUAGGGUCUGGCAUUCCCUAAUUGGUAAACAUAACUUCGUUAAGACUCACCUUGAUCAUGCUAUCCGAAACCCUAAACUCAUGCUUCAAUCUGUCGGCUUCAAAAAGUUUACAGGUAGUAUGUUUCGUUCAAUAGAUUAUGUUAUAGAAGAUAUGUCGUCGACAUCACCUACUGAAUGUGCAUCUGAUGGAGCUAUUCCAGUCGGUUAUCUUAUCCGAGAUAUGUUGAAUGACUCGUUAGAUAUUCGGAUACUGGGAUCUUGUAAUGGUUUGAUUUGCAUGGCUUUAAACUUGUACAAGGAUAUUUGUAUUUGGAACCCAUCAACCGGUGAAUAUAAGAAAAUGCAAACUCCGUUUUGCGAUCCAUUGAUAUCACCGCUCUCUUUAAUGCAAGAUGAGUUUGGGUUUUGUUACGACUGCAUUGGCGAUGAUUACAAGUUGGUAAGGAUCUCUUACAAAGGAAGUUCCGAUCAAGUUAAUGUCUAUAGUCUAGGCUCUAAGUCAUGGAAAAGAAUCCAAAACCCAAACCAUUUCAUGAUUUUUACUAGUAAAAUUAACACUGUUCAUUUCUUGAAUGGAGCUCUACAUUGGAUAGGAUUUAACAACAUCAGCACAAUGUGUUCCAGAGUUGUAAUCUCUUUCGAUGCCAGUACCCAGAGAUUUGUGGAUAUCUUAUUCCCAAAAGAAGCACAACUAAGCUAUAUACGUGAUUGUCUUGGGGUAUUGGAAGACCGCCUUUCUUUAGGUAUUUAUCAUAAUCAGUGCAUUGAUGUUUGGUUGAUGCAAGAUUAUGGAGUGACAGAAUCUUGGAGUAAACGAUUCAGUUUCAGUACCACAAAUAUAGUGAUGAGUCACUUGAAGUUUCUAUGGUCUUUUAAAAAUGGUGAGCUUUUAAUCAAAAAUGGUUCUGACAACCUGUUAUAUGACCCCAAGAAUGAAAAGUUCAAAGUCUUAAAAAUCCAGGGAAUGGAUGAUAUUGAUAUGCAACGUAGCGUGCUGCUGAAUUAUGUAGAGAGUUUAGUUUCACCUAACUCGAUCGAUUAA
This is a messenger RNA of Papaver somniferum (opium poppy), 1131 nucleotides long. RefSeq names its product F-box/kelch-repeat protein At3g06240-like. The transcript has a single exon. Gene Ontology annotation, molecular function: protein binding. The coding region runs from base 1 to 1131 and encodes 376 amino acids. The record is from RefSeq and is a predicted model, not a curated record. Lineage: Eukaryota; Viridiplantae; Streptophyta; Magnoliopsida; Ranunculales; Papaveraceae.